This is a messenger RNA of Penicilliopsis zonata CBS 506.65, 2886 nucleotides long. RefSeq lists its product as hypothetical. The record is from RefSeq and is a predicted model, not a curated record. Gene Ontology annotation, molecular function: carbohydrate binding; alpha-glucosidase activity. Gene Ontology annotation, cellular component: glucosidase II complex. Lineage: Eukaryota; Fungi; Ascomycota; Eurotiomycetes; Eurotiales; Aspergillaceae. Gene Ontology annotation, biological process: N-glycan processing; carbohydrate metabolic process. The transcript has 3 exons. Bases 1 to 2886 code for a protein of 961 amino acids.
AUGGCCAGGAGCAGACCAGCGUCCUCUCGCUGGACGCUAUUGCUCGCUUUUGUGGUUCUUGUCGCAUGCCUGGUCGCACCUGGUGUGUCGGUCAAGCACGAAAACUUCAAAAAAUGCUCUCAAUCAGGAUUCUGUAAACGGAACCGUGCUUUCGCCGACGAGGCUACCACGCAAGCUUCCUCAUGGAGCUCCCCCUACGAACUCGACGCGUCCACGAUCCGCUUCGAGAAUGGACAGCUCGAGGGUGUCGUCAUCAAAACUGUAUCUUCAAAUGAGAAGGUCCGGUUGCCGCUCACCAUCUCCUUCCUGGAGUCGGGAGUCGCUCGCGUCGUCGUGGAUGAGGAGAAACGGACCAAGGGGGAGAUCGAGCUCCGUCACGACAGCCAAGCUCGCAAGCAGAGAUACAAUGAAGCGGGUCAAUGGGCGUUGGUGGGGGGUCUGGAUCUCAGCCAGUCUGCAUUGCUCAGCUCCGAGGCCGAACCAGGCUUCACCAAGAUCACCUACGGACCAGAUAAUAAGUUUCAGGCAAUAAUCCAUCACGCUCCAUUCAAUGUCGAGUUCCAGCGGGAUGGUGAGACCCAUGUUCAAUUGAACAAGAAGGGUUAUCUGAAUGUGGAACAUUGGCGGCCCAAGGUUGAUCUGCCCGAGGGUGAAGAAUCUGUGGAGGAUCAAAGCACCUGGUGGGAGGAGACCUUCGGCGGAAAUACCGACUCAAAACCCAAAGGCCCAGAGAGUGUGGGGUUGGAUAUUAGCUUCCCGGGAUAUAGCCAUGUUUUUGGAAUCCCAGAACACGCUGACUCUCUCUCCUUGAAGGAGACCAGGGGCGGCUCUGGAAACCACGAGGAACCCUAUCGUAUGUAUAACUCCGACGUUUUCGAGUACGAGCUCAACAGCCCGAUGACCCUCUAUGGCGCCAUUCCCUUCAUGCAGGCCCACCGCAAGGAUUCUACGGUCGGUGUUUUCUGGCUUAACGCUGCUGAGACAUGGGUCGAUAUUGUUAAGACCAAGUCUUCUUCCAACCCACUCUCUCUGGGUGUAGGCUCAAAGACAUCCACUCAAACCCAUUGGUUCUCUGAGGCAGGACAACUGGACAUUUUCGUUUUCCUGGGCCCGACGCCUCGGGAGAUGAGUAAGACAUAUGGAGAGCUCACUGGAUACACGCAGUUGCCUCAGCAGUUUGCGAUCGCCUAUCAUCAGUGCCGUUGGAACUAUGUCACUGAUGAGGAUGUCAAGGAGGUCGACCGCAAGUUUGAUAAAUACCAGAUCCCUUACGACGUGAUCUGGCUUGAUAUCGAAUACACUGAUGGCAAAAAGUAUUUCUCUUGGGAUCCCCUGACCUUCCCCGAUCCGAAGGGUAUGGAGGAACAACUUGAUGAGUCUGAGCGCAAGCUUGUUGUCAUCAUUGACCCUCACAUUAAGAACACAAACGACAAUCCUGUUGACCAAGAGCUGCAGAGCAAAGAGCUGGGGGUCAAGAAAAAGGAUAACACCCUCUACGAGGGCUGGUGUUGGCCGGGAUCGUCCCAUUGGGUGGACUGCUUCAACCCUGCUGCUAUCAAGUGGUGGGUCAACUUGUUCAAGUACGACAACUUCAAGGGUACUUUGCCCAAUGUCUUCAUCUGGAAUGACAUGAAUGAGCCCUCCGUCUUCAACGGCCCAGAAACCACCAUGCCCAAGGAUAACAUGCACUACGGCAACUGGGAGCACCGUGAUGUCCACAAUGUUAAUGGCUUGACCCUUGUCAAUGCCACAUUCAACGCUCUUGUUGAGCGCAAGAAGGGUGAAUUGCAGCGUCCAUUCAUCCUCACACGAUCUUUCUUCGCAGGAGCUCAACGGGUAUCUGCCAUGUGGACAGGUGACAACCAGGCUACCUGGGAGCACUUAGCAAUUUCGUUGCCCAUGGUCUUGACCAACGGCGUUGCUGGCUUCCCCUUUGCAGGUGCUGAUGUCGGCGGCUUCUUCAACAAUCCUAGCAAGGAACUCCUGACUAGAUGGUACCAGACGGGCAUUUGGUACCCGUUCCUCCGUGCUCACGCUCACAUUGAUACCCGUCGACGUGAGCCAUACCUCGUUGGCGACCCCUACAUGGGCAUCAUCUCUCAAGCUCUCCGUCUCCGAUACCAACUUCUGCCAGCCUGGUACACUGCCUUCCAUGAGGCCUCUGUAAACGGAAUGCCGAUCGUCCGACCGCAGUACUAUGUUCACCCGAACGAUGAGAACGGGUUCGCUAUUGACGACCAGCUCUAUCUGGGCUCCACCGGUCUACUCACGAAGCCUGUGGUGCAGGAGGGUGCCACCUCCGUGGAAAUCUAUCUCGCUGACGACGAAAAAUACUACGACUAUUUUGAUUAUACCAUUUACCAGGGCGCUGGCAAGAAACACACCGUUCCUGCCCCGCUGGAGAAGGUUCCGGUGUUGAUGCAAGGCGGCCACAUCAUCCCUCGUCGGGACCGACCCCGUCGUAGCAGCGGAUUGAUGAAAUGGGAUCCCUACACCUUGGUCAUUGUCUUGGACAAGAAUGGCGAGGCCGAUGGCUCUCUGUACGUUGACGACGGAGAGACCUUUGACUUCGAACGUGGUGGAUAUAUUUUCCGUCGCUUCCGCUUCGGCGAGAAUACUCUUACCUCGGAGGAUAUCGGUACCACGGGUCCCAAGACCGCGGGAUACCUCAAAACCAUGGCAGGCGUCCAUGUCGAGAAGAUCGUGGUUGUCAAUGCCCCCUCUACGUGGCACGACAGAACCAGUGUGACUGUCAUGGAAGACGGUGCAAAAUCAGCGACGACUGCUUCCCUGCAGUACUUCGCCCAACCGGCUGGCAAGGCUGCUUACGCUAUAGUGAAGAAUCCCGACGUUGCCAUUGGCAAGGCAUGGAAAAUAGAUUUCUAG